GUGAAAUAUUAAAAGAAAAAUCCUAUCUGAAGAUUUUAUAGAAGAAUGUUUGCCGGAAUAUGUGGAUGUUGUGGUUCCCUAAGACCUCGCUACAAGCGCCUAGUGGACAACAUUUUCCCCGAAGACAUAAGGGAUGGUCUGGUGAAGUCGGAGAUGGAGAAGCUCACCUUCUAUGUGGUAUCAGCCCCAGAAAAGCUUGACCGAAUCGGGGCAUACCUGGCAGAAAAGCUUAGCAGAGAUGUUGUUAGGCACCGCUACGGAUAUGUAGUCAUCGCUAUGGAAGCUUUGGACCAGCUCCUCAUGGCCUGCCGCUCCCAGAGCAUCAAGCCCUUCGUGGAGAGCUUCCUCCACAUGGUGGCCAUGCUGCUUGAGUCCCCAGAACCAGAUCUGCAGGUCCUUGGGACCAACUCGUUUGUGAAGUUUUCCAGCAUUGAGGAGGACACCCCUUCUUACCAUCGUCGCUAUGACUUCUUUGUGUCACAGUUUAGUGCCAUGUGCCAUUCAACACAUGAGAACCCCAAAACCAGGACCAGGAUCCGAGUGGCUGGAAUCAAAGGCCUGCAGGGAGUUGUGCGAAAGACAGUCAACGAUGAGCUGCAGGCCAUCAUCUGGGAGCCCCAGCACAUGGACAAGCUCAUUCCAUCACUACUCUUCAACAUGCAGGAAGCUGAGGAUGUUUAUAGAGUAGGGCAUGCCAGCACUCCUUCUGCAGUUCAAGAUGGGGAUGAAAACCCAGCCAUGUUAGCAGAGAACUGCUUAAGAGAGCUCCUGGGGUGUGCUGCCUAUGGUAACAUGAACAACGCCAUCCACGCUGUGCUGGUACAUCUGGACAACCAUAACCUAUGGGAACCAAAUGAGUUUGCUGGUUCAUGCUUCAGGAUCAUCAUGUAUUCCAUUCAGGCCCAGUAUUCCCACCAUGUGAUCCAGCAAGUUCUAGGCCAUUUAGAUGCCCACAACAGGGCCACGCCGAAGGUCCGAGCGGGCAUGGUGCAGGUCCUGCAGGAGGCAGUAGAAAUUGCAGCAAAGGGGUCCAUCGGUCCAACAGUGCUGGAGGUGUUCGACACCCUUCUGAAGCAUCUACACAUGAGUGUGGAACUGGAGAAUGGGGUUGGCUCCAGACACAACUCUGAAAGCAGUACCACCUCCAAGACCAAGGAGAGUGAGGAGAAAAUUGUCCAGAAUGCCAUCGUCCAGACUAUUGGGUUUUUUGGUGGAAAUCUGCCAGACUAUCAGCGAGCAGAGGUGAUGAUGUUCAUUAUGGGCAAGUUUCCAGUCUGUGGGGCCCUCUGCCACACCCCACACAUGGUGCAGAUUGGGGAUCAAAGCACCAGAUGCAUUCAGAUCAUGCUGCUGCGCUCCCUCAUUAUGGUGACCUCCGGUUUCAAGGCCAAGACAAUGUCAGCAGCCCUCCCUGCACCCCUCCUAGAUCCUCUCUUUUCUAUCUCCCUGAUGGAGGACAGUGAACUCAGACAGCUGGCCCUGGAGAUCCUGCACAACAUCAUUGAUCGCCAUGACAACAGGGCCAAGCUGCGGGGCAUCAGAAUCAUUCCAGAUGUGGCAGCUUUGAAGAUAAAAAGAGAAAAAAUUUCCAAGCAAGAUAUCAGCUUCAUGAAAAUGCAUGGGCAACAGCUGUACAGACACAUUUACCUGGGCUGCAGGGAGGAAGACAAUGUCCACAAGAACUAUGAGUUGCUCUUUAUCACCCUGGCCCUGAUAACCAUCGAGCUGGCCAACGAGGAGGUGGUCAUCGAUCUCAUCAGUUUGGUCAUUGCACUGCAGGAUUUAGCCUUGUUCAAUGAUGUGAAUAUCUCCAUGUUCAUGCGGUGUGGCAUCAUGGCUCUGGUAGCGAGCUACUUAAACUUCCUCAGCCAGAUGAUUGCCAUUCCAUCUUUCUGUCAGCAUGUGACCAAGGUUCUGGAGACAAGAAACCAGGAUGCACUGUAUCUCCUGCCAGAGCAUAUCUUCAAGGAUAAGUGCUUGUUGCCCAGCACCCUGGAAAAGGGAAACAAGAGCCUGUACUUCCUGACCAGUGAGAUUUCAGAAUCGCUGGCAGGCCUUGGUUACAGUGUCGAUCGGUUGUCAGUGCCGUAUGUCCCACACGAGUCAGAUGAAGAUAGUCUCUCAAAGAGAAAGAGUGUUGUGGACAUUAUCUCCAUCCAAGUGGACCUCCUGUCCAGUAGCCAGUCUGACAAGCCCCAGAUGGCCGAGGAGAUCACCUUCGAGUCUCUGAAGAAAGCCAUCGACACGUCUGCCACAGAAGAACAGGAGAGGAGACGGCAGGUGAUUGAGAAGUUUCAGAAAGCUCCUUUUGAGGAGAUUGCUGCUCAGUGUGAAUCAAAGACAAAAUCAUUGCACAACCAACUGCAAAAGAUCUUUGAGCUUGCAGUCCGACCUCCACCUAGGCCAUCAGGUGCUGUGACGAUCAUAUCGGGCCACGCCCAGUCCGAGUCUGUCCCUGUCUACAAGAUGAAGUUCCCAGACCUCUGUGUCUAUUAGUCCUACCACAUGUCAUGGCAUCUAUAACUUCUUUAUAUAACUGCUUGAUUAAGA
Molecule: messenger RNA, 2550 nt
Organism: Megalops cyprinoides (Indo-Pacific tarpon)
Lineage: Eukaryota; Metazoa; Chordata; Actinopteri; Elopiformes; Megalopidae
Product: protein EFR3 homolog A-like
Exons: 23
Coding region: 46-2496 (816 amino acids)
Biological process (GO): protein localization to plasma membrane
Cellular component (GO): plasma membrane
Source: RefSeq, a predicted model, not a curated record